Carassius carassius (crucian carp) is the source of this 8125-nucleotide messenger RNA. RefSeq names its product collagen alpha-6(VI) chain-like. The record is from RefSeq and is a predicted model, not a curated record. Lineage: Eukaryota; Metazoa; Chordata; Actinopteri; Cypriniformes; Cyprinidae. The transcript has 42 exons. Bases 1 to 7719 code for a protein of 2572 amino acids. Gene Ontology annotation, molecular function: extracellular matrix structural constituent conferring tensile strength; serine-type endopeptidase inhibitor activity. Gene Ontology annotation, biological process: extracellular matrix organization.
AUGAGAAAUCACAAGUCUCAGAGCUGCACCGAAAUUCAAGCAGACAUUGUGCUCCUUGUUGACUUAUCUGAAGGCAUCGAACAGAGCGAAGUGAGGAAGUUCCUCCAUUUUUUUGUGGACAGUUUUGACCUUGGACCCGACAAGGUGAGAGUGGGACUUGCUCAGUACAGUGACAGACCAUACCAAGAGUUCCUGCUCGGUGACUAUUCAGAUAAGAGAGACUUGCACCAAAAGUUGAAUGAACUCAUCUACCGUAUAGGAGGCACCAACACUGGUCAGGCUCUGACUUUCAUCCGUAAGAGUUACUUUAGACAGGCCAGAGAGAAAGUUCCUGGCAUUGCCAUAGUCAUCACAGAUGGGGAAUUAAAUGAUGAUGUGGAGGAACCUUCCCGGAGAUUAAGAGUCCUAGGAGUUUCCAUCUUUGUCAUCAGGGUGGUAAAGGGCAACAUGGAAAAACUGCGUACCAUUUCUAAUAUCCCACAUGAAGAGUUCUUAUUCAGUAUCGACAGUUAUCAAGAACUGCAAGGUCUAAAAGAAAGUCUACGCAACAAGGUGUGCUCAACUGUGACGCUCCAGUCAAAAGCUCUUGAGCCAACAUUUGCUGAUCUCUUCAUAUUGGUUGAUAGUUCAGCAUCUAGACAAGAGCAGCAAAUAAUAAGGAAUUUUCUUCAAAGACUGAUCCAGCAGCUCAAUGUGGGAAAGAAUACUAAUCGUGUCGGCCUGGCUCAGUUCAGCGAAAAUGUCAAAGAGGAGUUCUUGCUAAAUACCGAUAAGACCAGGAAUGAGAUUUUGUCAUCUAUUCGCAGCCUGACACUGAGGCCUACAGGGGAGCGUAGAAUUGGCAAUGCAAUUGAAUAUGCUCGUAAAAAUUUCUUCAGUACUGCCACUGGAAGCCGAGUCUCUGAAGGCUUUAAGCAGUUUCUGUUAGUCAUUUCAGCUGGAGAAUCCGCCGAUGGUGUAAUCCAAGCAUCCCGCACAAUCAAAGAAGAUGCAGUGACUGUUUUUGCUGUUGGCUUGAGCAAAGCUGAUGCAAAUGAAAUGAAGGACAUCUCUAGUCAAACACACAGCUACAAAUUAGUAGGUAACAUCCAACAAGUACUACAACAAAUUACGUCUGCCAUUGACAAAUGGGAAAAUGCUGCUGUCACAAAUGAGUGGAUGUUUGACAGGGUGGCAGAUAUUGCUUUUAUUGUUGAUCAGUGCGAAAAUAUCAGAUCUGAAAAAUUCCAACUCGUGCGCAACUUUCUCAAGAACACCAUCGGAGGUCUCGAUGUGGGUGAGGGAAAAAUAAAAAUAGCUGUGGUUCUCUAUAGUGACGUCCCUCGAGCGGAUGUCUACUUCGACACCUUUGAUAAUAAGACUGACAUCCUGCGCUACAUCAGCACCAUGCCAUUUGGUCGUGUUAAAACAUACACUGGAGCUGCUCUCAAGUUUGCCAAAGAGAAAGUGUUCACCCAAAAAAGAGGCAGCAGAAAAGAUCAGAAUGUUCAGCAGGUUGCUGUUGUGAUCACUGAUGGAAAGUCAUCAGAUGAGGUGGCCAGGGCUGCAGCAGCAUUGCGGCGAUCUGGCGUCACUGUAUUUGCGCUUGGUAUCAAAGACACAGAGGAGGAGGACUUGAGAGCGAUUGCAUCCUAUCCAUAUAAAAAGUUUGUUUUCAAUGUGAAAGACUUUGAUAAACUAAAUUCAAUUUCAAAUAUUUUAAUCAGAACACUUUCCAAUCAAAUCACAGAUUCCUUCAUACCUACAGGAUCACAGCGCUUUGCAUUAGAAGGUUGUAAGCAAGCAACCAAAGCCGACAUAUACUUUCUUUUGGAUGAUUCAGGAAGUAUUCAAAAUACUGAGUUUGCUGAUAUGAAGGCCUUUACUAAGCAAUUGCUUGAAGCAUUUGAGAUUGGACAAAACCAUGUGCGCUUUGGGUUGGUGACAUUUGCAAGCCGCGCAACAACAGUUUUUCGAGUACAUGAAUAUAACACAAAAGCUGAUAUCGAAAAUGCAGUGACAUCCCUCAUACAUAAGGGAGGGGGCACCAGGACUGAUCUGGGAUUGAGAGAAAUGAUCCCACUUUUCGGAGAAGCAGCACGAACACAUGGGGAAGAGGUCCGAAAGCUCCUGAUUGUCAUCACGGAUGGCGAGUCAAUAGGGACAGACGAGCCUGUAGAAGUACCUGCUAAUCUGCUGAGAACAGAACAUAAUGUCAUCAUUUAUGCUAUUGGUGUGAAAAAUGCAUCUGUGCCAGAGCUGGAAUUAAUAUCUGGCAGCCCACAAAGAACAUUUUAUGUCAAAAACUAUUAUUUACUUGAUGAAAUCAAGAAAGGGAUGAUUACAGAAAUAUGCGGUUGUGAAGGUCUUUUUGCAGAUGUUGUCUUCCUGCUUGAUGGAUCAGAAAGCGUCCAUGCUGAGGACUUUGAAAAUAUGAAGGAGAUAAUGAAGCUUGUGAUAGAUAAGUUUGCAACUGGACCAUUCAAGGAGCGUGUUGCGGUUGUUCAGUAUGGCACAAACACAAAGGAGGAGUUUUCCUUAAAUACAUUUGAUAAUAAAGAUGCAUUAUCAAAGGAAAUUAGGAAUAUUAAAAAGAUGAAUGGAGAAACAAACACUGGAAAAGCACUUACAGAUGUAUUAAAUUUUUUUGACAUUUCUAAAGGAGGACGCUGCGGUGCUUUAAAGUUCUUGAUAGUUCUUACAGAUGGAGAGAGUAGGGAUGAUGUAGCCGAGCCUGCUAAAGUCUUGAGAGACAGUUUCACCAACAUUAUUGCCAUUGGUAUGAAACAUGCAAACAGAUCUCAGAUUCUUGACAUUGCUGGAUCCCAUAAUGGAUCCGAAGAAGGAGCAUUCUUUGAAGAAACAUUUGUUUCCUCAAGAGAGUUAAGUAAUGCCAUCCGUCCUACGAUCUGCAACACAGAAUGCAAGAUGAAAACCAUUAUUGACAUAAUCUUCCUUGUUGAUGCCUCUGGAAGCUUCAAUAAAGAUGGUUUUCAAGAAAUUAUGAACCUAAUUAAAUAUAUUGUGAGAAAAUCUGCAGUUGGAGAAAAGCGGGUACGAUUUGGGGCCAUCACCUACUCUGACAACCCGCAGUUGGAGUUCACACUAAAUCAGUACUACAGUCAAACUGAUAUUCUGAGGGUUAUCUCAAACCUCAAAGCUUCAGGAGGAAGCAGAAACACAGCCCGAGCCCUGAUGUAUACACUCAACUACUUUGAUAAAAAACAUGGUGGACGACGGGAAGAGAAUGUUCCCCAAGCGCUAUUUCUGAUUACAGAUGGCAAGGCUAAUGACAUUGAUAGUCUGGGAAAUUGGCUUGUUACCCUGGCAGCGUCAAAUGUCACCUUUUUUGCUAUUGGUAUCAAAGAAGCUGAUAAGACACAGCUAAAUCAGACAGUGGGAUAUGAAGGAACAAUGCACUAUGCGAACAACUACAAGGAUCUGUGUGGACUACAAACACAGGUCGCCCAAGAGAUCUGCGAACCAAUUUGUGAGAAGAAACAAUUAGACCUUGUUUUUUUAAUUGAUGGAUCAGAGAGUAUUAAAACGUAUCAGUGGGAUGCUAUCAAAAGAUACAUGAUUGGCAUUGUGAGAGAGCUGGAUAUUGCUCAAGUCAAAUGGCGAGUGGGUGUUGCCCAGUUCAGCGAUAUAUUCAUGCACCACUUUUACCUGAACACAUACAAUAGUUUUGUAGAAGUGAAGGAAGCUAUAAAAUAUAUUGUUCAGCGAGUACAGGGCACAAGUACUUGGGACGCCCUGAGAAAUAUUCGAUACUACUUCACAAAAGAGAAUGGAUCCAGAAUAGAUGAAGGAGUCCCUAAGAAUCUCCUGCUGAUCACAGAUGGGGAUAAUAGAGAAACGGAAGAUUGGACUACAGUAGAGUAUCUCAGAAACAAUAGCAUAUACAUAACUGCCAUUGGAAUAGGCAAAGAUGCAAAUAAACCUUUGCUGUCUAGAAUAUCUGGAGGGAAUACGGUCCUUAUAGAUACCUAUGAAGGCCUUUCACUGAAGAUGAACAUAAGGAGAGUGUUACAUUUCCUCUGUGAAGACAGAGACAUACCCGAUAUUCCCACACCUGAUUGUGAUAUUGACAUUGCCUUUGGGUUUGACGUGUCCAGACGAACAAGCACACAACCUCUGUUCAGACCUCAGGUGGAACAGUUGAUUUCUGCAGCCAUCCAUCAUAUCUCCAUGAUUGGUGAUCUGUGCUGCAUCGUAAAGGACAAGAUUACAACUAGAUUUGGCUAUAGGCUUGUAUCUGGGACAGAUGGGAGUGUUCUGGAAAAUUAUGGCUUUGAGAAGUACAGAGAAGAUUUGGUGAAGAAAGUGAUGUCAUGGCGACCUACGGCACAGCUGGACUUCAACAAGCUUCUGUUAGAUUCCUUCAGAGAAAUGUUAGCCUCAUCCAAAGCCAAGGCAAAGGUUUUGAUAAUCUUCACAGACGGGCUGGAUGAUGAAAUUGAGCAUUUAAAGGAGAGAUCAGAGGAACUUAGGCAAAGUGGGGUCAGUGCACUACUGAUUGUGUCUUUGGAGGGAACAGUAGACUUUCACGAGCUGGAAUUUGGCAGAAGUGUCGGCCCAUCGCAGCCACUGACCAUCAACAUGCUAAAUUUAGGCAACGCUCUUAUGAAACAGAUUGAAACAGUAGCGCUGAGGGAAUGCUGUGAUGUGCCUUGUUCAUGCACUGGUGUACCUGGACCACGAGGACCCCCUGGAAGCUCGGGAGAAAAGGGCUUUGAUGGUCAGAAGGGCCAUCCUGGAUUUCCAGGAGAUGAAGGUAGUAUGGGAGAGAGAGGAUCUCCAGGACCGAAUGGAUCUAAGGGACACAACGGUUGCCGCGGAAACAGAGGAAUGAAGGGCCAGAGAGGCAUCGGUGGAAAUAAAGGAGAAGCUGGGGACGAUGGGCUGGAUGGAGUGGAUGGAGAACAGGGUGAAGCUGGCCUAAAUGGGCUUCCAGGACCUAAAGGAGACCCGGGCAGUGCUAAUAUGAAGGGUUUCAGAGGCAGUCCUGGACCUAAGGGACACAGCGGAGUGAGAGGAGAUCCUGGUGCACCAGGAAGAGACAACACAUUCCGAGGUCCAAAAGGCGAGAGGGGAGAUACUGGGCUCCCGGGUGACCAGGGCCUUCCUGGAGCCUCAGGCAGACCUGGAGAUAAUGGUGAUCCUGGUGCUCCAGGAAGAAAAGGCCGACCAGGAGCGCCGGGUUUAUCUUCAAAUGCAAAAGGAGAAGCUGGACAGCCAGGGCUUCCUGGUUAUCCUGGACAAAUGGGACAACCAGGCUCGAACGGGUUUCAAGGAGACAAAGGUCCUCCGGGUGUACCUGGAAUGCAGGGUCCCUUUGGCCAAACUGGACCUGAAGGUUCAAAAGGAGGUCGAGGACCCAGAGGGCCAAGGGGUCCACCGGGUGACCCCGGGCUCAAGGGAUCACCGGGACCAGAGGGAUUCAAAGGACCUCUGGGACAAGAUGGAAGAGACGGGUAUGGACCUGCAGGGCUCAAAGGACACAAGGGAAACAAUGGAUACUUUGGCCUCCCUGGUUUGCAGGGUGAGGAUGGUACCAAGGGAUCCAGUGGAAGUAAAGGACAUAAAGGUUAUCGAGGAAAACCGGGUAACACGGGACGUCCGGGUACUGAAGGUCCUCCAGGAGACAAUGGGAUAGAUGGACACAGGGGUGAAAAAGGUCCUCCUGGAAUCAGUCCGUUGCCUGAAUGUGAACUGGUCGAAAACAUACGCAAAAACUGUCCUUGCUGCUCCGGUAAUGGUACCCAGUGUCCAGUUUACCCCACAGACCUGGUGAUAGCUUUGGACAUGUCUUCGGGUGUAACUCCUCAAGUUUUCCAGCGGAUGCGUUCUGCGGCUCUUUCCUUAUUGGAAGACAUUUCCAUUGCUGAAACAAAUUGUCCACAAGGAGCACGGGUGUCUCUGAUCGCCUACAACAGCGAGUCCAGGAUCCUGAUCCGUUUCACAGACCACCAUAAGAAGAAGACCCUUCAUGAAGCUGUAAGAACAUUCACUCUAGAGAGAACCACAAAAACCAGAAACAUCGGACAAGCCAUGAGCUUUGUGGCUCGGAACAUCUUCAAACGUGUCCGAAGUGGCAGGCUUAUGAGGAAAGUGGCUGUGUUCUUCACAAACGGGCCGUCGAGGGAUGACUCGAGCCUUGCAACAGCCAUGCUGGAGUUCAGGGCUGCAGACAUUGGCCUUGGAGUGAUCGCCUUAAAUCCUGCUGAUGAUGUGACCCGAGCAUUGCAGGUUGAUGACACAGGAAGCUACAUUAUCGUUGAUGGCAGAGGAGUAAAUCGCAUUAAACAGUGCAUCAUUUGUUUUGAUCGUUGUAACCCAGACCCAGUGUGUGGUGUAAUUCCGCGGCCUUCACCCCUGCAGAUGGAUUUGGAUCUGUCUGUGCUGAUGGAUGGGUCUGAUAACGUGAACACUCAACACUAUGCAAAUAUGAAGGAGCUUCUGGUGUCUCUGUUGGACCAGAUCGAUGUGAGCAGCGAGCCGAGCAGAGCCGACAGAAAAACCAGAGUGUCCGUCUACCAACAGAGCUCCGUUUAUGGCUCAUCUUACAUCAACGAGGAGUUCAGCUUCACCAAAUUUAAAGAUCGCAAUAUCAUGAAGAGGCAUAUUAAAGGUUCAGUGAAGCAAGUGGGUGGGACAUCCCAUCCAGACCUUGCUUUGGAGUGGCUGAUUACUAACGUUAUCCUUAAAGUAGAAAGACCACGAAGCAAACGAAUGGUCAUGGCUGUUUUUGGUGAAGAUUUUAAGCACAGCAAAGCUCAGCUUGAUUAUUUGUCUAGACUGUGUAAGUGUCAGAAUGUUGUGAUGUUUAUCCUCAUGGCGGGACAGAGAUUCGACUGGACACAGAUGGAGGAGCUCACCAGUUCUCCUCUGGAGCAGCACCUGGUGUUCCUGGAUGACAGAGGUUAUGGCACACGCUUCGCUUACGCCUUCCUGCAUAUGCUCCACAAAGGAAUCUUAGCCCAGCCAUUAAUACCUACUCCUGAUUGUCGUGGGUUUGUGGUGAGGCCUGUUGAAACUGGACCACAAACCACAGAGAGUGCUAUUCUGCCCACCGAAGAGCCCACUGAAGCGCCCACCGAAGAGCCUUAUGAAGAGCUCACUGAAGCGCCCACCGAAGAGCCCACCGAAGAGCCUUAUGAAGAGCUCACUGAAGAGCCCACCGAAGAGCCCAUCCCAACAGAAGAACCUUAUAACUAUUAUGAAGAUGAGCAGAACAGAGAAACAUUCAUUGAAGCCAGUCAAUAUGAUGACACUGAUCAAUAUAGAGAAGAGCACAAAAAGGACAAAAAGGAGCCCUCCAAGACUAAAGCACGCUGCUUCCUUGAGAAAGAUUCAGGCCGUGUGUGUGGAUCGUUUAUUUCCAGAUGGUAUUACAGCCAGCAAACUAAGAAAUGCAUGCGAUUCUGGUAUGGUGGUUGUGGCGGAAAUGAAAACCGAUUCUUGACUGAGGAUGAGUGCUUUAAGGAAUGUGUGUCUACAGAAUCUGAAAAUCUUCAAAAGGAUGAUUCCAGUUUCAAGGAUGUUUGCCAGCUCAUACCUGAUGCAGGAACUUGCUCAAACUUUUCAGUGAAAUGGUACUUCAACGUCAGCAGUGGUGAAUGUGUCCAGUUCUGGUAUGGAGGCUGUGACGGGAACAGCAACAGGUUCAACACCCAGGAGGAUUGUGAGAUUCGCUGUCUCAGGGCCAAAAAAAAUCUCAAAACAUCUAAACAGUGAUACAGUUGUGGUGAAAAUUGUUGGCACCCUUGGAAAAUAUGAACAAAGUAACCCGUGGAAAUAAAUCUGCAUUAAUCCUUUUGAUAUUUUAUUUUAACAUUUUAGAAAGAUCUACCUUUUAAUUGGAGAAUAAGAAUUUAAAAUGGAGGGAAAAUCUCAUUAUGAAAUAAAUGCUCAGCUAUUUUCUGUAACUCUUUAGCUGUGGUCCUUGGCCACUCAAGCUAUCCUCCUCAGCUUGCAUUAAGACAGUCUAGACACACAUCCUCUUUCAUAAUUUUACAUUUUUAUAUAACUUUAAUGCUGUAUCAGAGCACUGCCUUUUGACUGAAUUGCUUAUCAACUUUUAUGAUGGCUGUUGUUUAUUAAUUAUUAUUCAAUAAAUAAUAUUUCAUUUGCCAUCUUGAAA